This is a messenger RNA of Knipowitschia caucasica, 357 nucleotides long. NCBI's taxonomy places the organism in Eukaryota, Metazoa, Chordata, Actinopteri, Gobiiformes, Gobiidae. The record is from the annotation of a GenBank genome assembly.
AUGCAGGUGGCAGAGAUUCAGGCCCGGUCCAGUCAUAUGGAGGUGAUGAAUUCCAAUCUGAACUCAGACCUGACCAAGUGUGAGACGACUCGGAAGCAGAACGCAGCAGAGGCCAUCCAACAACAGGAUCUCCACCAGAAGAACCAUGACAACCAGGUGGAGCGCUUACUGAUGGAGCAGAACCGACUGCGAGACCAGAAGAAGCUCCAGGAGGACAGCCUGGCUUUGAAGACCAGUGAGCUGGACACUGUCAAGAGCAUGCUGGCCAACUGCAAGCCCAAGACCGGAGGACCCCUGGCUCCAGCACAGAACAAACCAAACUGGACUUCCAAUGGGAAGACGCCCACGGUGCGAUGA